This is a messenger RNA of Equus caballus (horse), 1246 nucleotides long. Its product is annotated as N-acetyltransferase 8B. Gene Ontology annotation, molecular function: N-acetyltransferase activity. The record is from RefSeq and is a predicted model, not a curated record. NCBI's taxonomy places the organism in Eukaryota, Metazoa, Chordata, Mammalia, Perissodactyla, Equidae.
CGCUGAGGACGCCUUGGACUCUCAAGGACCUUGUGUGAGCAACAGCCUGAAAGUUUGCAACAAAGGUGGAAGGAGCCUUUGCUGAAACUCGUACUUAGACACAGGAGAUUCCUGAAAUGUAUGGUUCUUGGAAAGGAAACAAAAGGCAGGGGACAUGUGGACCAUCUGAUAACCGGACCUGCUGCCCCAGUGUAUCAAGAAGCUGAGAGAGCCAGGCUGCCUGGAAGGUGUGCAGGGACACCUAGCCCACUCUCUCUCCACUGACUUGCAGACUCAGACAAGAAGGCUGCCAUGGCUCCUUAUCACAUCCGCAAAUACCAGGAGAGCGACCGCAAACGUGUCCUGGGCUUGUUCUCCCAGGGGAUGGCCGAGCACGUCCCUGCCACCUUCCGCCACACCCUGAAGCUGCCGCCAACACUUGUGCUCUUGCUUGGGGGGCCCCUCGCAGUGUUCCCGGUCUCUGGGUCCUGGCUCUCAGCCCUCGUAGCCAGCCUCACCCUCCUCACUGCCCUGUGGUUUCUUGCCAAGUACUCUUGGAACCAGUUUCUAGUCAAGGCUUUACAGACAGACUUGUCUGACAUCACCAAAUACUACUUCAGUGAGUGUGGCUCCUGCUUCUGGGUGGUUGAGUCCGAGGGGCAGGUGGUGGGCACCGUGGGAGCUGUGCCCGUUGAGGAGCCCACGCUGCAGAAAAAGCAGGUGGAGCUGCUUCGCCUAAGAGUGGCCUUGGAGCACCGUGGUCAGGGGAUAGCGAAAGCCCUGGUCAGGACUGUCCUCCAGUUUGCAAGGGACCAGGGCUACAGUGAAGUCGUCCUCAACACCACCAUCAUGCAGUCCCCUGCCCUGGCCAUCUACCACAGCAUGGGCUUCCAGGAGACACACCAGUCCUUUGCCUUUCAGAGCUUCAGGCUAAUGGCUAUCCCGUUAAUUCAUUUCAUCUACCACCUGCCCUCUGCUCAGGUCUCUCCUGCACCGGGGCAGGGAGGGGGCCCCUGAGCUGUCUCCUGGUGCACUAGUCAGGGGAGGACCAGCUCUGCUUCAGGAACAGGCCAACCCUGGAAUGUCACUGCGACAGCAUAGUCACUGCUUCCUGUUCAUUCACAUAGAAAUCCUGCAUGGUUGGGGGUGGAGUGGCUCUGCUCCAUUCAGUGUUUCUGGGGUGCCACUGGUUCAUUUAUCUACUGCCACAACAACGCGGCACGUAAAAUUCUUACGAAAUACUAAUAAACAUGUCUUUAGCUCAUGA